AUGGCCAAAAUCGGGCGGAUCUAUCUCGAUGAUGAAAUGGGUUGCCAAAUGGUCAUUGAAUGGGGGAUAAAGUCUUCUAUUCUUUUCCCUCCAAAAACGUUUUUAUACUCCAAGCAGAUGUCAUUGGGUAUGAACGCAUCACUGAAAUUUUUAUUUCUACUACGAAAAAAACUCAAAGCGGCGGAAGCAAUCCAGAAUCUUUGA
Molecule: messenger RNA, 204 nt
Organism: Plasmopara halstedii
Lineage: Eukaryota; Oomycota; Peronosporomycetes; Peronosporales; Peronosporaceae
Exons: 2
Coding region: 1-204 (67 amino acids)
Source: RefSeq, a predicted model, not a curated record